Molecule: messenger RNA, 423 nt
Organism: Lottia gigantea (owl limpet)
Lineage: Eukaryota; Metazoa; Mollusca; Gastropoda; Lottiidae
Exons: 2
Coding region: 1-423 (140 amino acids)
Source: RefSeq, a predicted model, not a curated record
AUGACUGGGAAUGUAGAUGAGUUUGAAUGUGCUGUGUCAUGCCAGGAACCUAAAUUAUUGGAUUGUCAUCAUACAUCAUACCUGGCUAGUUCCAAUUUGGCGGAAAAUUACAAAGAUCAGAAAGACAGUCUGAAAUGUAAGUUAGAAGAAUUGAAAACAGUGAAGAAUAUAGCCGAGGAUUCGUUGCAGAAAAUCAACGAAUAUCGACAAACAGCAUUGAGUAGUUGGCAGGCAGAACUUCAGAAAAAUUAUGAUCAAAAUCAGAAGAAACUGAACACUGUACUCAGUAAAGUGAAUACCCUGAAAUCUCAGAUAGAGGAAGAUAGUCGACCUAUGUUUCUGGUCGACGACUUGAGUGACGGUGAGCCUGAAGGAUUAUCGACCGAACAGUUCACCGACGGCGUUUUAGACGAAUUACUGUGA